AUGUUUAGGCGUGUGAAGCAAAACAACACCCGGCAGCUGUGCCUGCCAGACUUCCCUGCUCCCUCGGACCUCUACUGCAAGUACCUGGACUUGGUCACGUUCAUCAUACUGUACGUGGUGCCCCUGCUGGUGAUCACCGUCACCUACACCAUAGUGCGAAAGAGGCUGUGGUGGCACAAUGACGUCGAGGAUGACACCUGCGAAAUGUGGCGCCACGAGCAGAAGUCCGUGAAGGCGCUCAUGCUGGUGGUGCUGGUGUUUGCCGUCUGCUGGUUCCCCCUCAACUGCUUCUUGGUCCUCUCCUCCAGCAAGGUCAUAAGUGUCAACAACACCCUCUACUCUGCCUUCCACUGGCUUGCCAUGAGCAGCACCUGCUACAACCCUUUCAUCUACUGCUGGCUCAACAACAAGUUCCGCACCGGGUUCAAGUCCCUGCUCCAGAUCUGCGCCUGGGAGAGGGACCCUGGCCAGGUCGCCCUUCCCGUUGUGUCCCUGGAGAAAGGGAGAAGGAUGGCAUGGCCCGAGGUUAAAGGAAGGAGGAUGUCUAACGUGGAUCUGGGCAGACCUCACCCAUCCACCUCCAGAAUGAUGUCCGAGGUCCACGGUUUGGGCAUCGAAAUGGGGAGGAUUGGAGGAAGUACCUCAGCUGAAACAGAGUAACUGCCUUGUAGUCCAGCGUUCCAGACGUUUUUGCCGGCGUUGAUGUUGCUGAGCUUCACUUGUAUCGGUGCGCUAGGAUUUCUGAAAAGCAUGUUGUUUGAUUAUGUGGAUUUGUGAUGAAGUAGAAAACUAAUGUGUGAACCUUGUCUGGGUAGAAAGAUAAAUGUUGUAAACAUUACAGCUCUACAUAGUCUCUCUCUUUGUGUGCUUCAUUGAUUUAUUGUAUUUUACUUAGAAGAAAGGAGACACAGUCUUAAAAUUGCCCUCCUUUCUUUGUGUAUUACUGAAAGACCAUGGUGUGUUCAUGUUUUAACUGUAUGACUUGCUUGGCAAUUUAAGUAUCAUAAGACUACUAGUAUUUUAAGAUUAGUUUAAAAUUACUGUUGUACCACUGUCUCUCUGAUUGCUUUGUUUUGCUGCUGGUUUACUGAAUACAUCUUUAUUCAUUUUAAAAGUAGCUACUCUGUGAUUCCACUAUAUUUUAUGUACUAUUUCAGGUGUUAUGCUACUAUCAUGUAUUGUGUACUUCCCACUGUAUUUGAUGUAUUAUGCAUUGUGUUUUACUGUAUGUCAUGUUUUAUGCUUUUCUCUGUAUUUGAAGUUUAUGGAUUUUCUU
Molecule: messenger RNA, 1276 nt
Organism: Polyodon spathula (Mississippi paddlefish)
Lineage: Eukaryota; Metazoa; Chordata; Actinopteri; Acipenseriformes; Polyodontidae
Product: probable G-protein coupled receptor 83
Exons: 3
Coding region: 1-660 (219 amino acids)
Biological process (GO): neuropeptide signaling pathway
Cellular component (GO): membrane
Molecular function (GO): neuropeptide receptor activity
Source: RefSeq, a predicted model, not a curated record